CUCAGUGUCGGUCACGCGCACGAACCAAUAUGGCCGCCGAGAAUCUUCCGUCCGAGUUCGACGUUGUCAUUCUUGGAACAGGUCUUACUGAGUCAGUGGUGGCAGCAGCCUGUUCCCGAGUGGGACAAAGAGUUCUUCACUUGGACACGAGGAGUUACUAUGCAGCCAGGUGGGCCAGCUUCACUUUUAACGCCUUGCUGACUUGGAUCAAACAAUACCAGGAGCAGUCGCAGACCGACGAGGUCCAGGAUUGGUCCAGUCUCUUGGAGGAAGGGGAGGAGCCAAUAUAUGUGUCAAACCCAGACUCCGCCUCUAUCACCAAUUUGCAAGUGUUCUGUUUUACCAGUGAGGACAGCGAAGAUGAAGAAGAUGAGGACGAGAAGAAAACCACAGAAGAAGAGUCAUGUGCAGGUUCAGAGGAGACGCCGCAGCCAACCGAAGAGGAAGCUGUCCACACAGAAAAGGAGCAGCCAGAAUUGCCACGCCCCCUGGACGCCGCCAGCCAAUCAACGCCAAGCAAGAAGAUCACCUUUGCUCAGCUGGUGAAAGAAGGACGACGGUUCAACAUCGAUCUGGUCUCCAAGUUGAUGUACGCCCGAGGCUCGUUGGUGGACCUGCUCAUCAAGUCAAACGUCAGUCGCUAUGCGGAGUUCAAGAACGUCACCAGGAUCCUCACCUAUCGCCGUGGCAACGUGGAGCAGGUGCCGUGCAGCCGGGCCGACGUCUUCGCCAGUCGCGAGCUGUCGGUGGUGGAAAAGAGGAAGUUGAUGCGUUUCCUCACUUCCUGUAUGGAGGAGACGGAGGAGCGCGAGGACGGCGCGCGGACAUAUUCGGAGUUUCUCCAACAGCGGCAGCUGGGUGACAACCUGGAGCACUUCCUGCUCCACUCUAUCGCCAUGGUGACCGAGGACACGCCCGCCGACGAGGGCCUGGCCGCCACGCGCCACUUCCUGCGAUGCCUGGGCCGCUACGGUAACACGCCCUUCCUGUUCCCCGUCUACGGCCUGGGCGAGAUCCCGCAGUGUUUCUGUCGGAUGUGUGCCGUGUUCGGCGGCAUCUACUGCCUCAGACACCCCGUCAGCUGCCUGCUCCUCGACAAGACCGCCAACAGAUGUAAGGCGGUGAUUGACAGCCACGGACAGCGAAUCUCCGGCAGCCAUUUUGUGCUAGAAGACAACUACUUGUCGGCAGACUUUAAGAGGAUGGCCACGCCCACCAGGUGUAUUUCCAGAGCCGUGCUGAUUACAGACCGCUCUAUCCUGCCGAGUGACUCCGAGCAGCAGGUCUCCGUGGUAACGGUUCCUCCGAUGGAGGCUGGGCGUCCCGCAGUCAGGAUGGUGGAGCUGUGUCCUUCCACCAUGACGUGCAUGCCAGGAACACAUUUGGUUCACCUCACCUGUCAAUCACUUGGCUCCGCCUACGAGGACUUGUCUCCCGUAGUUACCAGGAUGUUCCGCACACCCGAGUCUAAUGAGCACGUGUCCACAGAGGAAUCCCCGUCUGUCCUCUGGUGUCUUUACUUCAACAUGGACAAUGGCUGCGAUGUGGAGGUGGAAGGUCAGCAGCUUCCCUCCAACGUGUACUUGUGCUCAGGACCAGAUGACGCUCUGGGUCAUGAGCACGCCAUUCGCCAGGCCGAGUCCAUCUUCCACAAGAUUGUCCCCGAGGAAGACUUCUGUCCGCCCGCUCCCAACCCCGAAGACAUUGUCUACGACGGCGACAACACCGUUGCAGACCAGGAAGACGAGGAGGCAGAGAAGAGGGAGGAAGACGAGGAGGCGGAGAAGAGGGAGGAAGACGAGGAGGCGGAGAAGAGGGAGGAAGACGAGGAGGCGGAGAAGAGGGAGGAAGACGAGGGGACGGAAAAGAGGGAGGAGGAAAACGAGGUGGAAGAGCAGAAGCUUCACGAAGAGUGAACAGAAAUAUACAAUGUUAAAUUCUUACAGUGCAUUAUGGGUAAAAUGGCCUUCAUUUUUUUCAUUUAAGUUAAUUAAAAUCAAAACUUCAUCUUGUCUGAAAUUCCUUUUAUGUUAAAAAUACAUGUUAUGAGUCAGGUUAAAGGGGAACUGCGCUCUUUUUUCUUUCACGAUUUUUGCAUUCUAUCCAUCCAUCAAUUUCCUACCGCUUGUCCUUUCAGCUAAUAGAAGAUU
Entelurus aequoreus (snake pipefish) is the source of this 2150-nucleotide messenger RNA. It is a transcript of the gene chm, whose product is annotated as CHM Rab escort protein. Gene Ontology annotation, cellular component: cytoplasm; cytosol; Rab-protein geranylgeranyltransferase complex. Lineage: Eukaryota; Metazoa; Chordata; Actinopteri; Syngnathiformes; Syngnathidae. Gene Ontology annotation, molecular function: GDP-dissociation inhibitor activity. Bases 30 to 1916 code for a protein of 628 amino acids. Gene Ontology annotation, biological process: vesicle-mediated transport; small GTPase-mediated signal transduction; intracellular protein transport. The transcript is spliced from 16 exons. The record is from RefSeq and is a predicted model, not a curated record.